Malurus melanocephalus (red-backed fairy wren) is the source of this 2493-nucleotide messenger RNA. RefSeq names its product aldehyde dehydrogenase 9 family member A1 (gene ALDH9A1). Gene Ontology annotation, molecular function: aminobutyraldehyde dehydrogenase (NAD+) activity; 4-trimethylammoniobutyraldehyde dehydrogenase (NAD+) activity. The record is from RefSeq and is a predicted model, not a curated record. The coding region runs from base 40 to 1605 and encodes 521 amino acids. The transcript is spliced from 11 exons. NCBI's taxonomy places the organism in Eukaryota, Metazoa, Chordata, Aves, Passeriformes, Maluridae.
CGGUGCCUCUCGGCCGCGGCGCCUGACGGGAUCCCGCCGAUGUUGGCACAGUCCCGGCUGCCCAGCCUCCUCCUCCUGCUCCCCCGGCUGCGCGCAGUCGCUCCCGGCCUCGCCAUGAGCUCCACCACCGGCACCGUCACCGUGCAGCAGCCCCUCAACUACCGCGCGGGUGCCCGCGUCCAGCCGGCCGACGGCGGGCAGCUGGAGGAGGUGUUCGAGCCGGCCACAGGUCGUGUGCUGUGCAAGGUGCCCUGCUCUGGGGAGAAGGAAGUUGAUCUGGCUGUGCAGAGUGCAAAGGCUGCCUUUAAAAUAUGGAGUCAGAUGUCGGGCAUGGAGCGAUGCCGGGUGAUGCUGGAGGCUGCCAGAAUCAUUCGGGAGCAGAAGGAGGAAAUUGCCAUCAUGGAGACCAUCAACAAUGGAAAAUCCAUCUUGGAAGCCAGAGCGGACAUCGACACAUCCUGGCAGUGCCUGGAGUAUUAUGCAGGGCUGGCAGGAUCUCUGGCUGGUGAACACAUCCAGCUCCCUGGGGGAUGCUUUGGGUACACUCGGAGAGAGCCUCUCGGGGUGUGUGUUGGGAUUGGAGCCUGGAAUUACCCUUUCCAGAUUGCCUGCUGGAAAGCUGGCCCRGCCUUGGCUUGUGGCAAUGCGAUGGUCUUCAAGCCUUCACCCUUCACCCCCAUUUCUGUGGUGAGGUUGGCAGAGAUCUUCACAGAGGCYGGAGUGCCCAAGGGACUCUUCAACGUGGUGCAGGGUGGGGCRGCCACGGGCCAGUUCCUCUGCCAGCACCCAGAUGUGGCCAAAAUCUCUUUCACUGGCAGUGUGCCAACUGGCAUGAAGAUCAUGGAGAUGGCAGCUAAAGGGAUCAAGCCAGUCACCCUGGAGCUGGGGGGUAAAUCCCCUCUUAUCAUCUUUUCGGACUCUGAUCUGGAAAAUGCUGUGAAGGGAGCCCUCAUGGCCAACUACCUUACCCAGGGCCAGGUGUGCUGCAAYGGCACCCGGGUGUUUGUGGAGAGGAAGAUCCUGGAUACCUUCACCAAGGAGGUGGUGAAACGCACCCAGAAAAUCAAAAUUGGAGACCCACUUCUGGAGGACACACGGAUGGGAGCCCUCAUCAACCGGCCCCACCUSAAUCGUGUGCAGGGUUUUAUCAAGCAGGCAAAGGAGCAGGGGGCAGAGGUGCUGUGUGGUGGGGACCUGUACGUGCCAGAUGACCCAAAGCUGAAGAAYGGCUACUACAUGCGACCCUGUGUGUUAGGGAACUGCAAGGAUGACAUGACAUGUGUGAAGGAAGAGAUCUUYGGGCCUGUCAUGGCCAUCCUGCCAUUUGACACCGAGGAGGAGGUUGUGGAGAGAGCCAAUGCCACCAAAUUCGGCCUGGCAGGUGGUGUCUUCACCAGGGAUAUCCAGAAGGCUCACAGGGUAGUGGCUGCUCUCAAGGCCGGGAUGUGCUUCAUCAACAGCUACAACGCCAGCCCUGUGGAGCUGCCUUUCGGAGGCUACAAGCACUCAGGAUUCGGCCGGGAGAAUGGCCGGGUAGCCAUCGAGUACUACUCKCAGCUGAAGACUGUCUGCGUGGAGAUGGGGGAUGUGGAGUGUGUGUUUUAGUGGCUCUGGGGAGCAUCAGGCAGCUCUUGCCUGUCAGCAGAGAUGUGGAUCAUGUACACACUAAUGAAAUACCCUACAAUUGUCAAUGCCGGGGGGAAGCAGAGCUGGAGCAGCAUUUGGCCACCCUGCUCCUGCAGGGGAGAAUGUCCACACAGGGCUCAGCUCUGCCCUGUCUGCYGGACAAUGGGAAGCUCAGAGCAGGAGGCACCAAUCUGGCUUUGGCAGCAGCUCCUGCAGCCRCAGAGGAACUGUUACCAGAGGUUUGUCAAUGGCCAAAGCCAGGCCCAGGCUUCCUGUGCUGUGUGCCUUAUUCCCAUUGCGUUCCACUCUCCCUCAGCUUCAGUUCUGGCUUCUUAACAGGUAGGACCCUACUCAAUGCACGUAUAAGCUCUUGGACAUAUGGAUAUCCUGUAGCUGUAGACCUUGUCUAUACUGUGACUAYGUAAAUGCCUUAAGUGUAGCAUUGUUUAUUCCCUCUAGAGCCCUGGUAACCUCAACUUUUUUUCUAUCUUUUUUCUAUCUUUAUCUUACUUACAAGUGAGACAAAUCAUUGUGGGGAGAGUUGGCUGAUGCUGCCAAGGCCAGGCAUGGCCCUGAGAAUCCCCUCCACACAAGAGUGGUGGCAAGCUCCAGCACAGAAUAGUGAAAGCUAUCUCACUUCCUUCCUAUAAACUUACUGUUCUUUAUACACAAUGAAGCAACAGCUUUAAAUGUUUGCCUACUUUAAAUGUUUGUCUUUUCUUUAGCAGCCAAAUAAAUACUAACGCUGGAAUUUCUUAUCAGUGCAACAUGAAUUGAGGGGUCUAGAAAUGGGGUUGCUGCUGUAUGGGUUAAAUGAGUUGCAAGGUGGUUUUYCAGUCACUAAAAUCAUUAAAGCUAGAAAGCACA